Molecule: messenger RNA, 991 nt
Organism: Oppiella nova
Lineage: Eukaryota; Metazoa; Arthropoda; Arachnida; Sarcoptiformes; Oppiidae
Source: the annotation of a GenBank genome assembly
AUGUAUCACUCACAAGCCAACUAUUCAUCGGAUGAGACAAAUACUAGUCCGUCGACUAAUCUAACGGACAGCGAGUCCGAUGAUAACCACGAAGACGAUCGCUGUUCUGAGGACGAGAUAAUUGAGAAAUUCAUAGAAAUACUGACUCCCGAAGACUACUCAGAAGGCAAAGACAAGAUUAAGUACACAAAGAAUUCAUUCACUGAACAAAUGGCAGCAAUGAGUCGUUUGGGAGUUUACGGCCAAAACGUGAGUCGAAAGACCGAAGGGUUUAAUAAAAGGAUUUCCAACCGUAUGUCCGAAGCGUUUAUGUCUAUUAAUUUGGAGCCGAGUUGUAUGCGAUCUUUGAUGAGGAUUCAGAGCGCCGGCAAGAAUGGGGAGCUUUGGGCCCUUAAGUUUAGCAUUUUCGACGCCCAGCCCUCAUUCCAGAUGACAGUGUUCGAGUUGGGCGGCCCCUCUCUGGGCAACUACGACCAGUGCCUAAGCAUUGAAAGUCCGCCAGAAGAAGAUGACCCGGGUGACAUUAAAGACUAUAACUCAAUGGAAAAUAUAGUCAAUUCAUCGGAAGCGAGCAAAAACCUAAUGUAUGGAAUGUUUGGCUCUUAUGUGCCAAUUGUUAUAUCCCGGGGUAACAAACAUAACUCGGACAUAUCCCUUGAAUUUCUGCCAUAUGGCCUCAAAAAAGAUACCAAGAUAAUAAACGGCUACUGUUUGCCUACCACUUGUAAACCUGAAGACCUGUCCGAUGCACUCAAUGAAAUCCCAUGCUGUAUCAACUUUAGACAGCUUUACUAUACCCAAUUACCCGAAUUCCGAUUAAAUUUCUAAACGAUUGUGAUUACAAAGACAAACCAGUUAAAUUGGAUAAACAGCAAAUAAUUGCCAUUGCAAUAUUAUCAUCAUUGCUUGCUCUGGUCAUUGUGGGCACUAUUUGUGAUUAUUUCUCAAAGACAUCGUUUAUUAACCGAUUACUCGGAGAAUCUUCAGCGGC